AUGAGCGACGCGAUGGCGUUCAACAGCCACGUUGGCCAGGACAGUUUGAUUGCCCAGUGGACGUUGUGCAUGUCAUUCUUUCAGUCUGUCCUGGUGUCGUGGAUUCAAAGCUGUAUCGUAGUGUGCCACUCCGAAGUCGUGGUCGAUGGGCUCGCGAUCUUCUACCUUCGCUUGUCCCGCCACACGAUCGAGGCACUGUUCCCCCAUUUGCUGUUGAGUUCGCCAAGAUGUAUUACCCGUGAUCCUAGCUGCCACUCGUUACGACCGGUCGGUGCCACCUUGGUGGCCGGGCCCGAUUGCGGUGGGCGGCUCCGGGCGGCUUUGUGUGUCGGAGAGAACAUGAAGAAUCCUUAG
Aphanomyces invadans is the source of this 354-nucleotide messenger RNA. RefSeq lists its product as hypothetical. Lineage: Eukaryota; Oomycota; Saprolegniomycetes; Saprolegniales; Verrucalvaceae. The transcript has a single exon. The record is from RefSeq and is a predicted model, not a curated record. Bases 1 to 354 code for a protein of 117 amino acids.